Messenger RNA from Siniperca chuatsi (mandarin fish), 7721 nucleotides. RefSeq names its product p21 protein (Cdc42/Rac)-activated kinase 4 (gene pak4). The transcript is spliced from 12 exons. Gene Ontology annotation, molecular function: ATP binding; protein serine/threonine kinase activity. Lineage: Eukaryota; Metazoa; Chordata; Actinopteri; Centrarchiformes; Sinipercidae. Bases 412 to 2403 code for a protein of 663 amino acids. The record is from RefSeq and is a predicted model, not a curated record. Gene Ontology annotation, biological process: regulation of MAPK cascade; protein phosphorylation; intracellular signal transduction. Gene Ontology annotation, cellular component: cytoplasm.
GGACAGUCGCUGACUCGGUUGCCAUGGUGCUUUGCUGCAGUUUCCCGGAUGUAGUAUUUGUCCCCGUUCAAUAUGGCGUCGGGAAAGUGAGACUUCGGCUAAUGUUACACAGUUUGCCCAAAGUUAGCCCGCGUCUGCUCUUUCAAACAGAGGAAAGUUCAUUUCCACAUCGAGGUGGCAGCAGAAAAGGUUUUCCUGGGAGUUUCGGGGUAGGUCUGGGUGUUUGUGGAGAGUCCAGAGAGAGAGCGAGCGAGAGCGUGAAGGGGGGAGGCGAGGUGCAGAGCCAACACUGGGCCAGCUAAAUAACCAGAUCUGCAGAGAAAACACAGCAGUGGGGCACUGCUUGUGAAAACCCUCGGCUCCACCUCUUAUCAGGUCUGAUGCUAGGCUGCAGCUGCCUCAGCCGCCAUCAUGUUCACCAAAAAGAAGAAGUCUCGUAUCCAGAUCUCCGCUCCAUCUAACUUCGAGCAUCGCGUACAUACUGACUUUGACGAGCAGGAGCAGAAGUUUGUCGGGUUGCCGCGACAAUGGCAGUCGCUCAUCGAAGACACAGCCAAAAGGCCCAAACCCUUCAUCGACGUGACUGUCAUCACCACUGUAGAGCCACGCAAGACAAUUGUACGUGGCAACAAGCUUGGAGUGGACGGUUCUCUGACAUGGCUGUUGGACGAGUUCGACACAAUGUCUGUGACUCGCUCCAACUCCCUGCGACGAGGCAGCCCUCCCAUCCAGCCUCGCAAGGACUCUAGCUCUUCAGGAGGAGGAGGAGGGCAGGAGAACGGAGAUCCUCACCACAGACACUACUCACACUCAGAUAGACAAGACAGAGACCGACCAAGACCAGACCACCAGAGUGGUGGUGACCCCCGCCAGGGUCAGCGUGCGGUCCGUCCUCCUCAGUGGGAGGAGGGAGUCCAGGGUCGGCCCCAGCAGCAGCCCCGGGGCCAAGAGCCCAGCAGGGCCCACAGGGACAGACCAGACUCUGGCCCUCCUCCUCCACCUCACAGAGACAGAGAGCCUCGGGACCGGGACCAGGACCAGGUGGCUCACAGGGAUCAACCCAGUGACCACAGGCCAAAGUCCAGCUACAUGGUGCGGGAUGGCAGCCCUCAGUCUCCCAGGGACAAGAGGCCUCUCUCUGGGCCCAACAUCCGCACCCCAAACCUGCCAGUAACAGAGGGGGUGAUGAAGACUGCCCAACAGACCACACGGCCGUUUAACACCUACCCGAGGACAGACAAUGAGGGCGGACGCAGCCCCACAGGACAGCCGGUUCGACUCCAUGAAUCACCUCAAAAUGGCCCCUCCAGCGGCUCCGCCCGAGGCUCCUCCAGCUCCAAGCCCCCUGUAAGCCACCCGCACCCUCAUCAUACUUCCCACCCCAGCCUGACCCCUGAGGCCACCCAGCACCCACACACCCCUCACCCCAACGUUCCAGCCCCGCGGCCCCCUGUGCCCUCUGGGCCCCCAGCUUCAGGUGCUCCACCCCAGGGCCGCUCACCGCAGAGAGAGCCUCAGAGGGUUUCCCAUGAGCAGUUCAGAGCGGCGCUACAGAUGGUGGUGGAUCCUGGCGAUCCGCGGACCUACCUGGACCACUACAUUAAGAUAGGGGAGGGGUCCACGGGGAUCGUGUGUAUUGCCACAGUGAAGACCACCGGGAAACUGGUCGCCGUGAAGAAGAUGGACCUGAGGAAGCAACAGCGCAGAGAACUCCUCUUCAACGAGGUGGUAAUCAUGCGGGACUAUCACCAUGAGAACGUGGUGGAGAUGUACAACAGCUACCUGGUGGGAGACGAGCUGUGGGUCGUCAUGGAGUUCCUGGAGGGAGGAGCUCUCACUGACAUCGUGACACACACUAGGAUGAACGAGGAGCAGAUUGCCACAGUGUGUCUGUCUGUCCUGAAGGCGUUGUCUGUCCUCCACACACAGGGUGUGAUCCACAGAGACAUCAAGAGUGACUCCAUCCUCCUCACUCAUGAUGGCCGGGUGAAGCUGUCAGACUUUGGUUUCUGUGCCCAGGUGUCUAAGGAAGUGCAAAGAAGGAAGUCUCUGGUUGGAACACCGUACUGGAUGGCACCAGAGCUCAUAUCCAGACUGCCUUAUGGACCAGAGGUGGAUAUCUGGUCUCUGGGUAUCAUGGUCAUAGAGAUGGUGGAUGGGGAGCCGCCGUACUUCAACGAGCCACCCCUCAAAGCAAUGAAAAUGAUUCGAGACAACCUGCCUCCAAAACUGAAGAACCUGCACAAGGUCUCCCCUCUGCUCAAGGGCUUCCUGGACAGGAUGUUGGUGCGAGACCCGGCACAGAGGGCCUCGGCCAGCGAGCUUCUCAAACACCCCUUCCUGACGAAGGCGGGUCCGCCGUCCUGCAUCGUCCCUCUGAUGAGGCAGAACAGGAUGAGAUGAGACAUGUGACACUAAGACCUCCAGACUGUGGAGGGCAGCGUGUGCAGGUUCAGAUGGAACAGAAUACUCGUGCACACAGAGCAGCGGCCUGCAGAGGUCAGAAGUUACAGAUGAGAGGUCUGUUCUUCGCGCAAAACUCAGAAAGUGCUGUGAGCUGCAAAGUGUAAACUGGGUGUGCAGGAGUAUUCUAUUUUUCGUAUGUGAAUCACUGAACUGUGGGGACUGACUUCCCUUAAUAAGAGGCAAUAAGGCGGUGUGUGUGAGAGUGCGUGUAUGUGUGUAAACAUAUGUUGCCAACACUGUUAAUGACAGUGAAUCAUGGCUCAUACAUGUGUGUGAGCUCUCACUUUGAGCAAGAAGAGCAGAGAAGCCACAACUUGCCUGUUGAGUGAUUUUAGCCAAUUUCAUGUAAACAUUUAGUUUUAAUGGCCUGACCUGGAAAGAUUGACGACUGUGGCUGUUUUUUAUUUUUUCCAUUUGGACCUUACCUGGAUUUUAAGUGUGAAGGUGGGGUUUUGCACAUCAAUCGGAUGCUUUGAAGGAGCCGUGAGCCCACUGGCUGAUUUUAGAGACAGAGGGAGCGACAUUUUAAUCUCACUAUUUGACGGUCUGGAAUUUUCUCACUACAAAGACUUCUCUCACGGACGGAUCCCAGACUCGGACACUAUCCUCGUCACACCCAGAACUUACUACUGAGGGAGGAAAUCUUUUGACUCAGAAAUGAGUCAGAUGGACUUUAUUUUGUAGCCAUAUAAAUACUAGCUUCCUGUUGUAAACAAGCAAACAUACACUAAGUCAAAAGGUAAACACUGGAGUUGUGUUUUUUUAACAGAUGAAUUUUUCUCUUAUUUCCUCUUUAUUUUCCUGUGUAAGUACAAUGAACAUAGAGAGAUAUAUCAAUUUUGAUGUUUUACUAUCUCUAUUUUGUGAUUGUUUUAUUGUUAUGAUUUGUUUCCUGGUUUAUUUUAGAGAGAGAUGUGAUGAUUUUUGAAGCACUGUCGACGAGAGAUAGAAGCUGCACUCCCGGUUGUUUGCAGCAUGCAGAUAAUAGACAAUAGACAUUUUAUUUUGAUUUCUUUUGUGUGUUUUUUUUUUUUUAGACCAGACCAGAUAGGACUUUUUGACUAUAAACCUCAGUGGUCGAGAUCUCACUCGGACGAGCAACAAAGGUUUUACAGAAACAUGAAAAGCAGAGAGAAAAAGAGGACAAGAACGCACCCCCAUGAAACUGAAUGAGUAUAAAAUCCUGACAAAAUAGAUAAAAAUCAUACACCUGUUUUAGCAUUUUUUAUAACUUUGCUUUUAGGAGAGUAGGCUUUUCCAAACCCUCUUUUUUUUUUACCUUAAUUAACAAUUUCAGCUGAUAGAGGCAACUCACUUCACUAAUGGUUCUGAGGUAGAAAAUGAGAGUGCGCUGCUUUUUAGGCAGUCAGCGAGUUGUUUUUACUCUGUGGUGCAUGUCAGCUUCCUUAUAACGUCAUCACUCUCCUUCAACAAAUACACAGUGGCUGCUGUUUUCAGUAAAUGGCCUGCUGCUGAUGCGGAGGAGUGCUCAUCCUGUUCUCAUACUACACUGGUUGUCCGAUUGAAUCGAUUAAUGUUUGAUUGCCUAGUUAAUGCAUCUGGCUCCUGAAUCCACCUCAUAGUGUGAGAGGUGGAAAGGAGCAAACAGUGGGGUUUUAUCAUCCGGCGAGUUCAUUAUUUAUAAAUGAUAAAGGGAAACUCUUACACUACCCAGCACGACACACAGAAAGGAGUGUUACAGAUCAGCAAGAAAAGAUUAGAUUUCUAUCGCUCAUGAAUGGUGUUGCUCAUGCUCCUAAUGUGUGUGUGAAGAUACGAGAUCUGUUAUUGUAGCGUUUGCAUUUGUGUUCUGUGAAAGUGGACCAUUAGGCAGAUGACAGAACGAUAACAGAAGUACUUAAAGGGCAGGAAACACUUUCAUGAAAAUCCCCCCCUGAGCAUUAGUGAGUAACAGCUGCUAAUAAUGUACACACACCGCAUGUGUGUACAUUAUUAUAACAUGAACUAAAAUAAUUACCAGACCUGUGUCGAGUUGUUCUGGAUGGCACUGAGAGAGCGCAGUCCUCCAUCAGAUGCUGAUCAGACAAACAUACUCUUAAGAUAUGACAAAAGGUCCUCAGUUAAUUUCAUGACUAAUAGCAAAAACUCCGAAAUGAUCACCAACAAAGUGAAUAAAACCCGUCCAACCUGUUUCGGAGGUUCUGUUGACAGACAUCGGCUGUCAUGGUGGAGUUAAAACCUGUUGUAACUUGUUGGGAGGUUUUUUUUUCCACAUCAGGACAUUCAGAAUCAGUCACUGCAAAUCACUCUAAAUUCACUUUCAAAUACUCAACUGAUUGUCCCCUGCACCAAACAUGACUCAAAGACCGCCUCAGCAGGCUAAAUGAAACCAUGGAGAGUGAAUUAGUUUGUUCCCAGGUCUUGUUAUUAUACACCCACUUCUGCCCUGAUGUUCUUCAUUAUCAGCAGACAUCUGCAGUUUCACACUGUACCUCGUAGCAAUGAACAAUGAUUUAUACAGAAGAUGAAAUUAAUCAUAAGGCCGUUGCUUUGCUAUAAUUCAUCCCUCUCAAAGUAAUGCAACACAGAUGCACAUAAACACAGCCUGCAGACACAUUCCCCUCUCUGUGCCAAGGCUGCUGUUUCCAUUCCUUCUAUGUCUUCCAGUUUAGCUGCUGCAGAGAGCCUCCUCUCCUCAGACCAGACGUCAGUCGAGUGGCCUUUUUUACGACGAAUCUGCACCCAGAAUACUUCCCACUGAUCUGGUGCUCCUUGAAAAUAACGCAUACAAACAUUUACUCGCACUUUUCGAUGCUGUCUCUCCGUCAGAAAUACUCGCUUUCUGUCUCCACAAAAAAAGUCAUCUAAAUAAAGAGAGGGGUUGGAUAUUUUUUGGAUGGCGUAGCAGUCGCUGUUCUUGUGCACAGAACAUUGUCAUGUACUUAUCUACGUACAUAUACUGUGUGUGUGUGUGUGUGUGUGUAUAUAUGUAUGUCUGCCAUACAGACUAUACUGCAGCUGUAGGUGUUUUGAGCCGCUGCACGCUGAACGUAGGUUAAUCGUAAACUUUGUCCCUGCCACUUUUUUUCUUCGAAAACAUUCACUCAGAAGAAAUUUCUGGUUGGCGUUUUGUACUUUGUUUCCUUGGCAUCAGACAGUAAAUUUUCCGCUGUUUCAGUUUCUGGAUCAGAUUUGUGGUCAAACGUGUGACAAGCCGAUUCUGACUCACAGAUUAUGAAAUGGGUUGUGAUGUUUGUAGCCUUUUGCUUCUAAUCCGAUACACGAUGGCUGAGCUGAAUGAGAUGAAGAAUUACAAUCAGGUGGAGUUGAGGUAAUUCAGUUUAGGCUGUGACAUUUUAAGAUAAGACACUUUGAAUAUUCCUGUUUUCUGUUUUGUCAUAAUCUCAAAUUUGAAUAUUUAUCCCACUUGAAUCUUUUAAAUCCUGUUUAAGACUGCACAUGUUGAUUCAUCACUUACUGUGUUUUAAAUGAUUAUAAACAGUUGUUGCGGAUUGACAACAAAUAGACUUUAUAAUGGAGGUGAGAACCUGCCUCCUGCUAAAUGCUGGUAAAUUGUAUCUGGUGUGUUUCCUGCUGUACUUUUUAAGAGGCCCUAGGCGGCUGGUGAAAAUGAUGGCUAAUAUGGGAUUUAUAGAUUUGACAGAGUAUUUGGGUGACUAUUAGGAGCGAAAAAAAAAAACUAUAAGAAAGAAAAAAACUUAUUUUAUAUUAUAUAUUUUGAGGAAAAGGUCAUAACAGAAUAUAGUAGGUUGCUUCAAGAGCAAAAUGUCAUGCUUAGAUUAGGUUAAUUGGACUACACACACGUUUUAGCAUUUCCUGCAGUUACUAUCUUUUGCUUCCUGUCCCUGCUGUGCUCCAGCCGCUGCUUCAAAACAAGUCCAGUUAUUGACUCAAACAUCAUGUAACCUAACUGUUUUCAUUUCCAUUUCAGUAUGCUAAAACCUGUGAUAGUAUGUACUUUUGAAAUUUCAGAUUAUCAAAUGUACCUGUUUGACACACAAAAGACACAGACUGCUCUUAGCCUUUUACUACAAGGGAGUAUUAAAAUCUCGUAAUAUUAGGUCCUGUUUUCUGAAAAUAUUAUGUCUUUUUCUCGCACAGUGGCCCUUAUACUACGUUAUAUGUAAGUCCUUCCUGUCUCUUGUCCUACCUGCUGUUGGUCCAGGUGUAAACAAACUCUCUCUCUGUGGUAUUACAGACUUUGCUGUUCCUGUUUUGCCUCAUCCCACAUUUGAUCAGUUUUCCUUUGAUUCUCAAUGUGAAAAUCCCAAAUCUGUUGGUGGACUGAUGUUGCUUAUUAGGUAGACUGUAACUACAUUUCUAUGAACCAGAUUCUACUGCUGUGUCUACGUGUGUGUUUGUAUGCAUAUGUGUGCAUGUUCAUGAGUUCAUGCCUUAACAUUUACAAUCACUACUUGACGGAUUAUGACUCAGACUUGACACUACGACUGUUAGAGAAGGCGAAGGGAGACCUCCAUGACGCUUUACUCUUCUCAUCUCACAUAUCUGAAAUGUCGUUUUUAUGCCAAGUUGUGUUUCUUGGUGUUUGCAUCUUUUUGGCCGAUGCGUUAAAAGUGACAGCUCUCAUUAACAUUCCUGACACUUUUGAAAUUGCUGAGACUGCUUCAGAUUGGGCAUUUUUCAGGGUAGUUUUUAUUUGAAAUGUGGUAACGUCGGCGCUCUUCUCACCUCGAUUGCAAUUUGCAAGGAGACGAGGUUCAGUCCAAAGCGAUUUUUUUUCAAGAAGCAGGACUGCUGGGAUUCUUGUUUUUCAGUAUCUCCUUGCUUAACACCACAGAGCUUCCAAAAGUUUUCUGUUUCUUCACUCGCAGCAAAUGAGCAGCUCCAGUGCUGCUCUUCAGGGUUCAGUGCCUUGCUCAGCGUCUAUGGGGAUCGUCCUGUUUAGUGAGUAGUCUUGCUUCUUGGAAAAACUCCUGCAGGACUUCCACAGUGAACGCGUGGUGACUAAGGCUCAUUUCUGGUGGCACCAGAAUCCAUGACCACUACUGACCAAACAGCCUACUCCAUAAAAUAUGUGACAAAAAAACCCCAAAUGAAUUCUUUCUUUAAUGGACUGCUUCUCACUGACUCGCCUCUCGUGUAAAAGCUGAUUUAUUGAUCUGUUGCAGUAUUGACAUGUUUUGUCAAACAUUGGAUUCCAACAGCAGUUCCUGCACCAUCUUGUUUUUGUAAACUUCACUGGUAUUGUAAAAACAUAGACUUCACUUUGCAAAUUUUACUUUUUUUUGCAAAUACAGAUUUUGUAAAAGUUA